CAGUUAUUUGUAGCAGGUCCUCCCUUUCGCCGAGAAUUGCGAAAAGCGACGAAAUUCCAAAAACCUAAGCCCAACCCGGGAAACUCGUCAAGCCGCAACAUGACUGUGACCGAAACCACCGGCCUCAUAAGUGGGCAAACUGUUCCAUGCCGAAAACACUCCAUACUACGCUUUCUCGGAUCUGCUCAAGAAAGUGAAAAUAGGGCAAUAAGGCUCUUGGCACACACUAUCCGAACUACUGAGCUUACCCUCUACAGCAGCUACGUCAACAUACUACUAGUUUUUGUGCCAUUAGGAAUUUUUUCUGGUCUUCAAAACUGGAGUCCAAAUCUCGUUUUCGCAUUUAACUUUUUGGCUGUUGUCCCGCUCGCUGCUGUCUUAUCCUUUGCCACCGAAGAAAUUUCAAUGAAACUAGGCGAAACUCUAGGUGGUUUACUGAAUGCCACCUUCGGGAAUGCUGUUGAAAUGAUUGUUAGCAUUGUUGCCUUGCGAAAGGGUGAGCUUAGGAUCGUGCAGUCUAGCAUGCUAGGCUCAAUCCUUUCCAAUAUGCUUCUUGUGCUUGGAUGCUGCUUUUUGGCUGGUGGUAUCCACAAUAGCCGAACUGGCACCGCGGCUGGUAUCCAACAAAAUUUUAACUCCACAGUCGCUUCCACUAUGUCAUCCUUGAUGACAGUUGCUUCUGCUACGCUGAUCAUACCUGCUACACUCUAUGCAGCACUUGCCCAGUCUUCGGAAGGCUCGAUGAAAAACAUCCUACUUCUCUCCCACGGUACAUCCAUCAUACUGCUGAUCCUGUAUAUUCUCUAUCUCGUGUUUCAACUACGAACUCACUCUUCUCUUUUCGAUGCAGAGUCCGAAGCUCUAGAAGCUGAAGAAGAGUGUGAAGAAGAGCACAUGGGAGUAUGGGCGGCCACAAGCGUACUAAUUGUUGUUACGAUUGCCGUAGCCGUAUGUGCUGAGUAUCUAGUCGACUCAAUUGAUCCGAUCGUCUCAACCAUGCACAUAUCAAAGACUUUUAUUGGCUUAAUACUUAUCCCAAUUGUCGGAAAUGCCGCUGAACAUGCCACAGCAGUUGUUGUUGCGGUGAAGGACAAAAUGGACCUAGCCAUGGGAGUCGCUAUUGGGAGCUCGUUACAAAUCGCUCUUCUAGUUACACCUACAUUAGUUAUCCUUGGAUGGAUAAUUGGGCAGCCAUUAACUCUUCACUUUGAAACAUUUGAGACAAUGGUUUUUUUCUUAAGUGUUUUGGUAGUCACAUACGUUAUUCAGGAUGGAAAGAGCAAUUAUCUUGAAGGUGCAAUGUUACUCGGAUUAUACAUAAUAAUCGCAUUAGCUUUCCUAGUAUAUCCCGAUGACGCAGGAGAUAUAGUCCUUGACUCGGCGCUCGUAGUUAAAAGGUCUAUACAAAAUUUGGUGGGAUAUUAA
This is a messenger RNA of Blumeria graminis f. sp. triticale, 1425 nucleotides long. Lineage: Eukaryota; Fungi; Ascomycota; Leotiomycetes; Helotiales; Erysiphaceae. The record is from the annotation of a GenBank genome assembly.